AUGAGCGAUCUUGGGAAGCUCACUUACUAUUUGGGAAUUGUGGUGCAUCAAUAUGGCGAAGGCAUUGUACUGAAACAAGAAAGGUACGCCCAAAAGAUACUAGAAGAAACUGGCAUGAGCAUGAGCAAUCCGACGCAUAUACCGAUGGACAGGAAUGUGAAGUUAUCAAAGUUCCCUGAAGAAAAGAGCAUUAAUGAAAGAGAGUAUAGGAGGAGCAUAGGUUGUCUACGUUAUCUGCUUCAUACCCGGCCAGAUUUAUCUUUCUCGGUUAGGGUGUUAAGUAGAUACAUGCAAGAGCCCAAGGAAUCUCAUGGUGUUGCGCUACAGCAAGUACUACGAUACUUACGGGGAACAACCGCACUCGGGCUUGUGUUUACACGGACAAAGAAGCAUGAGUUGAUGGGUUUCAGUGACAGCUCCCGCAAUGUAGACAACGACGAUGGAAAAAGUACUACAGGACAUGUAUUCUAUCUAGAUCAAAGUCUGAUAUCUUGGAGUUCACAGAAGCAUGAGAUCGUUGCGUUAUCAUCAUGCGAGGCGGGGUUUAUGGCUGCAACCGAAGCAGCUAAACAAGCGAUAUGGCUUCAAGACCUGCUUGGAGAAGUCGUCGGGAAGUCAAGCAAGGAAGUAACAAUACAUGUGGACAAUAAGUCGGCUAUUGCACUGACGAAAAAUCCGGUUUUUCAUGGGUGA
Molecule: messenger RNA, 693 nt
Organism: Brassica napus (rape)
Lineage: Eukaryota; Viridiplantae; Streptophyta; Magnoliopsida; Brassicales; Brassicaceae
Product: secreted RxLR effector protein 161-like
Exons: 1
Coding region: 1-693 (230 amino acids)
Source: RefSeq, a predicted model, not a curated record